This is a messenger RNA of Coniophora puteana RWD-64-598 SS2, 681 nucleotides long. RefSeq lists its product as uncharacterized. The record is from RefSeq and is a predicted model, not a curated record. The coding region runs from base 1 to 681 and encodes 226 amino acids. The transcript is spliced from 7 exons. Lineage: Eukaryota; Fungi; Basidiomycota; Agaricomycetes; Boletales; Coniophoraceae.
AUGUCUGGGGCCGUCUGGGGCCCUGUUUACCAUGUCUGUGGAGAAACCCAAGCCCGUUCACGGGCGUCCGUUGGCCCAGCUCGUGAGCUUAGCAGGACUGGGGACGUAGCUCGCACAUUUGUUAGAUUGGCGGAGAGAUGCCGGCUUGCCAACCAAGUUGUCAUCAGGAACAUAGAAUAUGUCAGAGCUGACGGCACAGCGCCUCUGAGACUGUUCAGCAAGAUCUGGUCGUUCUCUCGACAAACAACUGUAUCUCUGGGGUUCAUCCCAUUCAUUUCGGCAUUAGACACAGGCGGGAAAGCCAAACACGGUGGGACUGGUAUCGGCGGGAAUCAGCGCUGGUUUACUCGGGAAGAAGCUAGGCAGUCGGAGAUUGUGAAGAAUGGGCUCGGGCAGGGCGGAUUUACCUGGGACUCGGGGACAGGCGCGGUUGUGCGACUUGCCCGAGACCGCGACGCGCGCACGCGACAUGCCCCCGAGCUGCCACGUGGGAACGUUGCCCUCAAAAGUAAAAAUCAUCGCGCCCAUGCCAGUGAUCACCGGAGCGCCGACAUGUGGCCUGGAGCUAGGCAUCAAUUCGACAACGCGGCGGGGCGGCUCGGUGGCACCACCGGCGGGAACGCUAAAUGGUCUGGCCAUUCGGGCGGUACACCAAACGAACCGAACGCUUCGGAUGAGUAA